AUGCAAUUCACCAGCACCUUCUUCCUUGCGGCCAGCGCGCUCGCCUCUCUCGCAGCUGCUAGAACUGCUCAGUUCGUCAACCAGGACGGUACCACUCGCCACAUUGUCUUCACUCCUACGGAGGGCCAGCCCCCCAUUCCCGGUCUCACCGUCGCGGGCAACUCUCAAGUCAGCCAGGACUUCCCUGAGGGUUGGAUCGGCAACGCCUACACCUACGACGAUGGAGCAGCCAACGUCCCCGGUCUCCUCGCCGAGUUCCGCUGGGAUGGCUUUGGCGGCGCAAACUACUUUGACGUCUCUGCCAUUGUCAACCCCCAGGCCACUGACGGUGUCAUGAUGAUGUACCCUUCUCAAUCCAAGCAGCCCACUUCCGGCUGCUUGACCGUCUCUUGCACCAACCAGUACAACCAGCCAGACGACAUCGCCACUCAGAGCACCACUGAGGAGAGCAUCACCGUCCUCCUUGGCCAGCGCAUCAAGAGCGCCCGCCGCAACCACGUCGAUGUUGUCGCUCGUGACUACGUCUUGCACUAA
Molecule: messenger RNA, 534 nt
Organism: Amorphotheca resinae ATCC 22711
Lineage: Eukaryota; Fungi; Ascomycota; Leotiomycetes; Helotiales; Amorphothecaceae
Exons: 1
Coding region: 1-534 (177 amino acids)
Source: RefSeq, a predicted model, not a curated record